UAUUAAACUGUACCCUGCUGCUGCCUGCUGGUUCUUCACAGCCAGUGCAUGAGAGAAGGAAACACUACAUAGGUUCUCAACCCUGGUGACCCCUGUCCUGCAUGUUUUAGUGCUGUCCCUGCUCUAACAUAUCCGCUUAACUUAGGAAAGAUUAAUUAGCUGAUUAAUUGGAUCAGUUGUGUUGGGUACAGGGAAUAAUGUGCAGAACAGGGAGUACUUCAGGAAAAGGGUUGGGAAUCUGUGACAUUUUUAUAAAUGCCUACAUUUUUCACUCUUCCACCAUGUCCACAAAGUCUUCUGGGGCUCUGUAUAAUGUUGACCAGAGUGGAGGCUAUUCAAACAGUGAAGAAAUUCAGCUUUUGUGUGUGUGUGUGUGUGUGUGUGUGUGUGUGUGUGUGUGUGUGAUAAAUGAUUGUGCCAGAGUCGUCAAUUAAGUUAAGAGUCCUUUAGAUGUCAGAGGUCUUUUUAAUAUGCAGCCCUUAUUUCUGGAUGUCAAAAUCAAUUGUGCUGAACCCUUGCAAUCACAAGUAUUCAAGUUUAUGAUCUUAUUUCCAUGAAAUUUAUUUUUAGAAGGUUACUGGCCUUUAGCUGUUCUAGCAUUUAUUAUUUUCUAACUACAUUACCACAUUCAUUUACCUUUUCAUUUUCUGAUUGAUAUAGCAUAAUCUUCUAGUGUUAUGUUCAGUUUUAUGGCCUGUGAAAGGAAGUGAUUACUACCUGGCCCUGCAAACAUGUGUAUGCGUCUUUAAACAAGCCGAAAAUAAAAGUGUUAUUAUUUUUUUUUUUGCCAAAAAUGAAAGUGAAACUAAGUGAGCACUCAGAAGUAGCGAGAAUAACAACCUAAGAAAAUGGCUUCUAAGUUUCUCUGCAGUCUGCACAGUGAGAAACUCAAACUCUUCUGUCUGGACGAUCAACAGCCGGUGUGUGUGGUGUGUCGGGAUUCAAGAAAACACACCAACCACAAAUUCUGCCCCAUUGAUGAGGCAGUAACAGACUACAAGGAGGAGCUCAAAACUGCACUGAAGCCCCUACAGGAGAAACUGAAGAUCUUUAAAGACUGUAAACUGAACUGGAGUCAGAGUGAAGAUCAUAUAAAGAUUCAGGCCCAACACACAGAGCGGAAGAUUAAGGAGGAGUUUGAGAAGCUUCACCAGUUUCUACGAGAUGAAGAGGCAGUCAGGAUUGCUGCACUGAGAGAGGAAAAGAAGCAGAAGAGUCAGAUGAUGAAGGAGAAGAUUGAGAAUCUGAGCAGAGACAUAUCGUCUCUUUCAGACACAAUCAGAGCCAUAGAAGAGGAGAUGAGAGCUGAAGACGUCUCGUUCUUACAAAACUACAAGGCCACAGUGAAAAGAGCUCAGUGUACACUGCAGCAUCCAGAGGAGCUUUCAGGAGCACUGAUCCAUGUGGCAAAACAUCUGGCCAACCUGAAGUUCAGAGUCUGGGAGAAGAUGCAGGACAUUGUCCAAUACACACCUGUAACUCUGGACCCCAACACUACUCAUCCUAAACUCAUUGUAUCCGAUGAUCUGACCAGUGUGAGACGCAGUGAUGAGCAUCAGAAGCUUCCUGAUAAUCCAGAGAGAUUUGAUGAAUUUCCAUGCAUCCUGGGCUCUGAGGGGUUUAACUCAGGGACACACUGCUGGGAUGUCAAAGUGGGAGAAAGUACAGUGUGGGCUGUAGGUGUAAUGGCAGAAUCUGCUCAGAGGAAGGGUAAGGUAAACUCCAGAAGUGGACUCUGGUAUGUGAGAUAUUAUGAAGGUAAAUAUAGAGCAUGUGCUACACCAGAGCUAUCUACUCCUCUCUCAGCAGUACAGAAACUUCAGAGGAUCAGAGUGCAGCUGGACUUGGACAGAGGAAAGCUGUCAUUCUCUGAUGCGCUCACUAACACACACAUACACACUUUCACACACACAUUUACUGAAAAAAUGCUACCACUUAUAAAUGUUGUUUGUGAAGUGUCUCCACUGAAGAUCGUCGCACUUCAAUACUCUGUAAGAGUGAAUUAGUUCAGUUAAAGCUAUAAUGAAACAAUGUUUAAAUUCAUUUUAUUGAUGACUUUUAAUGAAUUAAGGCUUUGAACAGGAGAAUACAACAGUUUGGUGAUGUCACUGGAUCACCGGCUUGAUGCAUUUAUUGCAAGCAGGGCAUAAGCUAUCAAAUAUUAAAUGUUAUUUACUUUUAUUUACUAAGGACUAUCAAUACUUAUACUUUGCCUUACUUAAAAUUGAGUGUUCUGCUACCAAAUCUGCCAUGUUUUAAGUCAUUUCACAUCUAGGUGUAAAUAUCAGGAAAGGAAAGCUUAAAUUCUGAUCUAUUCUUUCAUAUUAAUUUUUUGAUCACAAACCUUUUAGUGUGUUCAGUGUGUAGCAAAAACCAAAGAAUUGGCCUUGCCACUUAUUUUAUAUUAUUAUAUUAUUGGUGUUUCAUCUUAUGGUCACAAUUGUUAUUUAAAGAUAAAUAAAAACAUAGAAUUGAAGGAGGGUGUGUAUGUGAGUGUAUGUGUGUGUGUACUGUGUAGAUUUGUGGUUAAUAAAUCAUACUUCAUCUUAGAAUGGAAAGAACGAGAAACUUAUCAAGGUUAAUACUAAGGUUUAAAAAAUCACUUUGCCUUGUCUCAGUUAAUAAGUUUAUUAUUGAUGUUUAAUCAUUUAGAUUUAAUUAAUUAAAAUUUAAUUUGCAUAAAUAAUGAGACAAUUAUUUAAU
This is a messenger RNA of Ictalurus furcatus (blue catfish), 2703 nucleotides long. Its product is annotated as zinc-binding protein A33-like. The transcript has 6 exons. The coding region runs from base 849 to 2006 and encodes 385 amino acids. NCBI's taxonomy places the organism in Eukaryota, Metazoa, Chordata, Actinopteri, Siluriformes, Ictaluridae. Gene Ontology annotation, molecular function: zinc ion binding; protein binding. The record is from RefSeq and is a predicted model, not a curated record.